AUGGAUCCACCAGAGCAGCAAGAGAAGCAGCAUGGAUCCGCCGAGCUGGAAGAGGACUUCACGGAGCUGGAAAAGAAGGUGAGUGGGGCAGUUCCUCCACAGUGCCACGACGGCUGGAUGCAGCGGCCGACCAUCUACGUGGUCCCCGGCGACCUAGCCGCGGGCAACACGGACCCCUAUGCCCCCGCCGCCGUCUGCAUCGGGCCCUUCUUCGGUCGGGCGAGGCGUGUGACGGAAGGCAUGGCGAAGCUGGAGCGCUACAAAUGGUGCUGCGUCCGCAAGCUCAUCGUGGGGCGACGCUGUGGACCUGGACCUGCUGGAACUGGAACCCGACGACAGCCACCAGAGCCAGCCGACUGGAAGCCGGAGGUGCACGCACCGCUGCUUCGCAGGUGCGUGGACGCGAUGACAAGCCUUCUGCCGAGCAUUCGUGCUUCCUACAGCAUCUCCUCCUCCAUGGACACCAUCGACGGCGGCGACGACAACGCCGUGCUAGAACUCAAGAUGUUGCUCGAACCCGAGGACGCUGACAUGGACAUGGGGUCAACUCUGGCUGAGAACAUGCUGCUGGACGGCUGCUUCAUCCUCCACCGCCUGCUCAAGAUGGCACGGAUAGCGAAGAGAGCACGGAAAGAAGGCGGCGGCAGCAGCGACGACGACGACGACUGGACCCAGGUGUACGGUAGGUGCGGGGUAUGGGGACUUGUCACGCGCGACCUGCUGCUGCUCAACAACCAGAUCCCCUUGUUUGUCGUCCGGGCUCUGCUGGAGCAGCUCAAAGGUUCAGUCGACGCCGACGAGGGCGACGAUGUCCUCGUGGACGGCGGCCUGCAGCUCUUCAGCUCGCUCCAUCCUCGGAGGCUGCAGCUGCACCAGCCAUCGGCGCUGGCAGUCCCCGUCUCGCUCGGCGACGCGCACCACCUCCUGCACCUCUUCUACAUGUCCAUCACCAACCUCCCUGUCCCGACGCAGUCAUCAGCCUCAGCGUCGAUGGACAAGAAGCUUCCACCGGAGCUCACGCAGUGGGUGCCUUGCGCCAAGGAGCUGGAGGACGCCGGCGUCAGAUUCCGGGCGAGGAAGGACGGCACCGCGACGAGCUUCCUGGACAUCAAGUUCUCCGCUGGUAGCGGCGUCCUGGAGAUCCCGCCGCUGCAGCUCUACGACUACAGCGAGCCCCUGUUCCGGAACCUGGUUGCGUUCGAGCAGACCUACCCGGGCACGCCGGGCGACGUCACCGCCUACGCUAUCUUCAUGGACUGCCUCGUCAAGACGUCCGACGACAUGCGACUCCUCCAUCGCCGUGGGAUACUGCUCAACCACAUGAACGGCGAUAGGGAGGCGGCCACGGAGUUCUUCAGCCGCAUCUGCGCCGGAGCGCUCGCCUCCGCCGACCGGAACUACCUCGCCCCACUCAUGGACGAGGUGGUCACGUACCAGAGAGGAAGCUGGCCCCAGUGGCGUGCCGUGCUGCUGCGGGACUACUUCGGAAGCCCGUGGGCGGUCAUCGCGGUCGUCGUGGCGGCGGUCGUGGUCGCGUUGACCAUGCUGCAAACCUUCUACGCUCUCUACGCCUACUACCAGCCACCCAAGCAGUCCUAG
Molecule: messenger RNA, 1599 nt
Organism: Miscanthus lutarioriparius
Lineage: Eukaryota; Viridiplantae; Streptophyta; Magnoliopsida; Poales; Poaceae
Source: the annotation of a GenBank genome assembly